Molecule: messenger RNA, 824 nt
Organism: Drosophila willistoni
Lineage: Eukaryota; Metazoa; Arthropoda; Insecta; Diptera; Drosophilidae
Product: neuronal calcium sensor 2
Exons: 4
Coding region: 196-756 (186 amino acids)
Molecular function (GO): calcium ion binding
Source: RefSeq, a predicted model, not a curated record
ACAUGAAUAUUCAGUCAAGUGUGUAAUUUCAAGUUGAAGCACUGAAAAUAAUACAAAAAUAAUAAUAAUAAAUAAAUAAUAAAACCAACAAAUUAAAAACUACAAAGUUAAUCAAUAUAAUAAAUCUCAAUUUGUAGUAAAAAUCAAAACAAAAAAGUAGUAAGAAGUGAAAAAGAAAAAAAGAAAAAAAAAAAUAUGGGCUGCUUAAGUAGUAAAGACCGUUUAACUAAAGAGGAUAUGGAGUUUUUAAAAACCCACACCCGAUAUGAUGAAGCAACUAUUAAAGAAUGGUACAAGGGAUUCAAGCAAGACUGCCCCAAUGGGCGUUUAACACCAGCAAAGUUUGUUGAUAUGUAUAAAAUGUUCUUUCCAUCUGGAAAUGCGGAAGAAUUUUGCGACCAUGUAUUUCGUACAUUUGACAUGGAUAAAAAUGGCUACAUUGACUUUAAGGAAUUUUUACUCGCAAUAGAUGUUACAUCAAGCGGAACACCAGAGGAAAAACUAAAAUGGGCUUUCCGAAUGUAUGAUGUUGAUGGCAAUGGCGUGAUAGACAUUCAAGAAAUGACUAAAAUUGUCCAGGCAAUUUACGAUAUGCUAGGUGCAUGCUCAUCUAAUCGUCCAGCUGAUUCUGCAGAAGAGCGAGCAAAAAAUAUUUUUGCUAAAAUGGAUGAAAAUAAUGAUGGUCAAUUAACUCAAGAUGAAUUUUUAAAAGGAUGUUUGCAGGAUGAAGAGUUGUCUAAAAUGUUGGCACCAUAAAUCAUUAUAUCCUAUAAUAUGUGUGUAUUUGAUGAAAUCAGUAAUAAAAUGUAUAAAUAUUUAAUUUA